Messenger RNA from Diospyros lotus (date-plum), 2445 nucleotides. Its product is annotated as MICOS complex subunit MIC60. Gene Ontology annotation, cellular component: MICOS complex. Bases 232 to 2118 code for a protein of 628 amino acids. Gene Ontology annotation, biological process: cristae formation. The transcript has 12 exons. NCBI's taxonomy places the organism in Eukaryota, Viridiplantae, Streptophyta, Magnoliopsida, Ericales, Ebenaceae. The record is from RefSeq and is a predicted model, not a curated record.
CAUAGCAAAGGAAAAAGAGAAAAUACAAAUAAUCACGCCCUUGUAUAAGAAGCAAAGCGCAAUGGUCUGAGCUCUGAAUCGCGGUUGGUUCCGGGCUUUAACGCAAGACACCGCUGAUUUGUCAGCGAACCCAUCCGCCCUCUUCACCAUUCGCGCAAACCCUUAUCGGAGCAAACGCCAGAGAUUCAAUUAUUUCAAUCUUCUCCGAUUCAUUGAUCUUUUAGCGAGGCGAUGUUACGAAGGUCAAUUUUGGAGCUUUCAUACCGUCAAUCUGUUAGAAGGAACCUGACUCGAAUUACAACUCAGACACCCUUGUAUCUUUCUUACAGUAGGCAAUAUUCAGUUGCCUCUGAUAAACAUGCGUCUCAAGGGUCUGGAUCAAGUGGCAAGCCACCAGAGGCAGGGAACUCUCUGUCAAAAGUGAUCAUUGGAACUGUUGCACUUGGUGCUGCUUUCAUGGCUGCUUAUCAGUGGAAUUCUCUUGAGGAGCGGCGAAAAUCGCUUGAGUCAGCUAAAAUUGGUACUAAAGAUCCUGUUGACUUACCAAAAAGCAUUAAUGAUUUGCAAGAAGAUAAACAAUUGCAAGAGAAAAAUGCCGUGCCCAGUGUUCAAGAUUCAAAUGUAUCCAGUACUGAUGCAUCUACGGAAGACAACAUUGGAACCUCUGAUUCUUCUCACCUUGAUGAUUUGAAUAGAAAAGCUGAAGGAACCCAAUUUCAGGUAGAAGAUAAAACUGACCUGACGGCUGGACAAGAAGAUAUACCUACUGUUAGCAUGACAUCUGAUGUUGAAAGUAAAACUUCUGGAACAUCAGUUGAAGAGAUCCCUGACAUGAAAAACACAGAGUUAAACUCUGGCAUAGAGCAAGAGAAAGUUGAAAGCACACCAGUAAGAGAACAGGUCAAUGCAAUUCCUACAGAAAAUGAGAUGAAGUCAACAUCACCCCAGCUACAAACUGCCAAAGACAUACUGGAGGAUGCAGUUGUUAAUGGUGUGGAACAACAAAGUUCUCUUCUUGAUGAAUAUUACUUGAGAGAUAAGGCUGAACCCACCAUUUCCACUUUAUCAGACAAGCAUAAGGAUUUGGUUGGUGCAAUUGAGGAUUCCAAUGAUGUUUACAUAUCCAAGGAUGGAAAGCUGGUCCUUGAUUUCUUAGAAGCUAUUCAUGCAGCAGAAAAACGGCAAGCAGAGUUAGAUGCUCGUGUUUUUGCGGAAGAAAAAAGAAAGAUGAAGGAGAGGUAUGAAAAAGAACUGAAAGAUGCUCGGGCAAGGCAGCUUAUGUAUGCUGAAGAGGCGGCUAUUCUGGAUAAGGAACUGAGCAAAGAGAGAGUGAAAGCUGCCGCUGCUCUCAAGUCACUUCAAGAAGAACUUCAAGGGAAACUUAAAAUGGAGCUUGAGCAGAAGGAAGCUGAAGUGGAAUCUGAGCUGAAGCAAAUGCAGGAGUUAGCAAAAGCUGAAUUAGCAGCAGCAAUUGCAAGUGAGAAGGCAUCUCAGAUAGAAAAGAUGGCAGAAGCAAAUCUUCAUAUAAAUGCCUUAUGCUUGGCAUUCUAUGCCCGAUCUGAGGAGGCUCGCCAGAGUCAUUCUCUUCACAAGCUUGCUUUGGGUGCACUCGCAUUGGAAGAUGUAUUAUCCAAAGGGCUACCGAUUCAAAAAGAGAUUGAGGCUUUGCAUGUUUCUGUUGAAGGCAUUGAUAAAGAUCCACUUGUGGAAUUGGUUCUAUCAUCGCUUCCUGAAGAAACAAGGGACUAUGGAACAGACACCAUACUACAAUUGCGGCACAGGUUUGAUGCCCUAAAAGAGAUGCUGCGGCACUUCAGUCUAAUUCCACCAGGUGGUGGCGGUGUUCUAGCACAUUCUUUGGCUCAUAUUGCAUCCUGGUUGAAGGUUCAGGAGGCUGACCAAUCUGGUGAUGGAAUUGAAUCGCUUAUAAAUAGAGUUGAGAGCUUGCUAGCCGAAGGGAAACUCGCUGAAGCAGCAGACACUCUUGAAAACGGGGUCAAGGGUACACAAGCAGCAGAAGUUAUCGGCGAAUGGCUCAAGCAGGCCAGGAACAGGGCCAUCACUGAGCAAGCCUUGACACUGCUUCAGUCUUAUGCUACUUCCAUCAGCCUUUCUUGACUCAAAUGCUUCAUCACCCUCAUAAUUUUCACCACUCAUGGUAAUAUAUUCAUUGAUGUUGUUUAGCAUACAGAAAGGGAGAUGAUUUUCAAGACCCAUCUACAUCCAAUGACAGGAAUAACCACCACCUCAUUCGUACCCUUAAAACUUUACCUCAAAAUUUUGUAGCCAGUUGCGGCUUUCUUUUUGCCUUCCAUAGCCAGUGUUCUUGAAUAAAAUUCAGCUUCUUUACCCAUCAUCAUCCAUUGUUAGUCUGUUUUUUAUUCUAUACUUGAUUAAAUGCUGCUGAAUGAUGGAACAGGAACAAUGCCUGGGACUUAACUGCUC